Molecule: messenger RNA, 7790 nt
Organism: Closterium sp. Naga37s-1
Lineage: Eukaryota; Viridiplantae; Streptophyta; Zygnematophyceae; Desmidiales; Closteriaceae
Source: the annotation of a GenBank genome assembly
AUACUGUGCGGAAUAGUGCUAGGCAAGCUAGCCUGCACCAUAGCCUACCGCCGCCCCUCCUCGCUCUCCUCACUCCCCUCCCCUCCUGCCGCCCGCCACAUCGCCUUCUCGGUCGCACGGAGCCUCGGCCUCUCCCCCUCUGCUGCCGCCCUCCUCUCAGGCCUCCCCCUUCCGAAACGGGAUGGGGGAGAGGAGAGGACGGCAGGCGGCGAGAAGGUGGUGCUUGGGCGGGGAGUUUUGUCUGCACCUGGGAUGGUCGGGGCGGCGGAGCGGGCGGCGGGGAGGAAGGAAUCGGUGGUGAUGGCGGCAUGUGCGUUUGGAAACUCGCUCACUCUGCCUCUGGUGUUUUUGGCAACGCUGCUCACUCGCGCUGAUGCUGACAGGGCUGCUGGGUACCUCGCACUCUUCAUGGUUGGGGCUGAUGGGUACCUGGCGGUCUUUAAGGGUGUUUUUGAGAAUUCUCCCUGCUGCAUGCUCUCCUUCCCCUCAUUUUCCUUCUGGACCCUCUCAAACACACCCUGCUGCAUGCUCUCCUCCCCCUCUGUCUCCGCUCCCUCAACCCCAUCCAGCGGAUCGACAGCCUUUUGGACCCUGGGUUACAGCAUGUUCAGAGGGGGGAGUAACAAGGACAUGCCGCCCGCUUUGCAUCCUCCCUUGUGUCCCCUCUUUCUCCCCCACCCACCACCCCUCCACCCUUUCAGUGGAUCGACUGCCUUUUGGACCCUGGGUUACAGCAUGUUUAGAGGGGGGAGUAACAGGGACAUGCUGCCCUCUUUGCAUCCUCCCUUGUGUCCCGUCUUUCUCCCCCACCCUCCACUCCCCCCCCUCCACUCUUCCAGCGGAUCGACUGCCUUCUGGACCCUGGGUUACAGCAUGUUCAGAGGGGGGAGUGAUGCGCAAGAAGAGGACGACGAGGAGGGGGGAGAGGGGAGUGCAGCAGCACAGGCGGAAGCAGCGAUGGGAGCGACAGGGUUGGAACGUGCUGCCAGCCGUGUUAUGGAGAUGGCAAAGAAAGUGCUCAACCCGCCUAUUUAUGGGGUGCUAGCAGGUCUGCUAAUAGGAGCCACACCACUCGGUCACUUCUUCCUCCCUGCCUCCUCCUCCUCUGCUGCUGCUGCCUCCUCCUCCUCUGCUGCUGCUGCCUCCUCUCUCCCAGCCUCCUCGUGGCUCUUCAGUCCUGCCACUGCCGGCAUUCUGCACGGCCUCAUGGAGGCAGCAGCCAUUCUCGGGUCAGCCUGUGUGGCCGUGCAAACAGUCGUGCUCGCCUCUUCGCUCGCCUCCUCCAUCCCCUCCCGCAUCUCCCUGUCCUGGUUCAAACCCUCCUCCUCCCCUCCUCUACCAGCCCUUUCCAACCCGGGCAUGAGAGAAAUAAUAGUGGAGCCACUCCCCUCUGUUGCUGUCAUUGCACCUGGUGCCAGUGCUGCUGCUGCUACUGGUGGUGGGAGUGGAGGGGGAGGAGGAGGUGGUGGGGGUGGGGGUGGUGGGAGUGAAGAAGGAGUUACGAGUGGUGCUGGUGGAUCAAGAGAUGGUGGGGGUGGCAGCAUUGCGAGUCAAGCAGCAGCCGGGACUCUUUCUUCGUCUGCUUCGUCUGCUGCUGCUUCUCCCUCCCCCGCUGCCGCACUGCCCUCCUUGCAAGAUGAUAGGGCGCUCUGGGUGGUGUGUGCUGUGCGCCUGCUGCUGCUGCCCAUGCUUGGAACUGUCGCAGUCACUGUGACAUUUGAAAUAGAGGAGAGGGGAGGUCCCUUCCCUGCCCAUGCUUCCUCCCUCUCUCCUCCUCCAUCUCCUCUUCCUCCCUCUCCUUUUCCAACCCCUCUCUUUCCGUCCUCUCCACUCCUCCCUCUCUUUCCGUCCUCUUCUCGUCCUCCCUCUCUCUUCCGCUCCCUCCUUUUCCACCCUCUCCUUCUCCUCCCUCUCUCUUCCGCUCCCUCUCUUUCCGGCCUCUCCUCUUCCUCCCUCUCUCUUCCAACCCCUCUCUUUCCGUCCUCUCCUCUUCCUCGCUCUCUCUUCCACUCCCUCCUUUUCCACCCUCUCCUUCUCCUCCCUCUCUCUUCCGCUCCCUCUCUUUCCAUCCUCUCAUCAUCCUCCGUCUCUCUUCCAACCCCUCUCUUUCCGUCGUCUCCUCGGCCUCCCUCUCUCUUCCACCCCCUCCCUUUUUCUCCCACCCCCUCCCUUAAACCCUCUCCUAUUCGUCACUCUCACUUCCACCCUUCCCCUUCACAAUCUCCUCUUUCUGCACCCCCCUUUCCGCCCUCCCCUUUCCAUGCUCCCCUUUUCCGCCCUCCCCUUUCCAUGCUCCCCUUUUCCGCCCUCCCCUUUCCAUGCUCCCCUUUUCCGCCCUCCCCUUUCCAUGCUCCCCUUUCCGCCCUCCCCUUCCCGCCCUCCCACUUUCCGCCCUCCCCUUUCCGCCCUCCCCUUCCCGCCCUCCCACUUUCCGCCCUCCCCUUUCCGCCCUCCCAUUUCCGCCCUCGCCUUGCCCCACAGGCACUCUACAACGCCAAGUUGAUCCCCCAAGACCCCAUCUGUGCACUCACCCUCAUGACCAGCCACCAAGCCACCACUAUUCACUCACUCAAGUCUAACCCUCCCCUCUCAUCGUCUCUGCAUCAUAGGAAUAAGAACCAUCCCCCUCAUCUAACCCUCCCCUCUCAUCGUCUCUGCAUCAUAGAACCAUCCCCCUCAUCUAACCCUCCCCUCUCAUCGUCUCUGCAUCAUAGGUCUGCUAACAGGAAUAAGAAUCAUCCCCCUCAUCUAACCCUCCCCUCUCAUCGUCUCUGCAUCAUAGAACCAUCCCCCUCAUCUAACCCUCCCCUCUCAUCGUCUCUGCAUCAUAGGAAUAAGAACCAUCCCCCUCAUCUAACCCUCCCCUCUCACCGUCUCUGCAUCAUAGAACCAUCCCCCUCAUCUAACCCUCCCCUCUCAUCGUCUCUGCAUCAUAGGAAUAAGAACCAUCCCCCUCAUCUAACCCUCCCCUCUCAUCGUCUCUGCAUCAUAGAACCAUCCCCCUCAUCUAACCCUCCCCUCUCAUCGUCUCUGCAUCAUAGGAAUAAGAACCAUCCCCCUCAUCUAACCCUCCCCUCUCAUCGUCUCUGCAUCAUAGAACCAUCCCCCUCAUCUAACCCUCCCCUCUCAUCGUCUCUGCAUCAUAGGAAUAAGAACCAUCCCCCUCAUCUAACCCUCCCCUCUCAUCGUCUCUGCAUCAUAGAACCAUCCCCCUCAUCUAACCCUCCCCUCUCAUCGUCUCUGCAUCAUAGGAAUAAGAACCAUCCCCCUCAUCUAACCCUCCCCUCUCAUCGUCUCUGCAUCAUAGAACCAUCCCCCUCAUCUAACCCUCCCCUCUCAUCGUCUCUGCAUCAUAGGAAUAAGAACCAUCCCCCUCAUCUAACCCUCCCCUCUCAUCGUCUCUGCAUCAUAGAACCAUCCCCCUCAUCUAACCCUCCCCUCUCAUCGUCUCUGCAUCAUAGGAAUAAGAACCAUCCCCCUCAUCUAACCCUCCCCUCUCAUCGUCUCUGCAUCAUAGAACCAUCCCCCUCAUCUAACCCUCCCCUCUCAUCGUCUCUGCAUCAUAGGAAUAAGAACCAUCCCCCUCAUCUAACCCUCCCCUCUCAUCGUCUCUGCAUCAUAGAACCAUCCCCCUCAUCUAACCCUCCCCUCUCAUCGUCUCUGCAUCAUAGGUCUGCUAACAAGAAUAAGAACCAUCCCCCUCAUCUAACCCUCCCCUCUCAUCGUCUCUGCAUCAUAGAACCAUCCCCCUCAUCUAACCCUCCCCUCUCAUCGUCUCUGCAUCAUAGGAAUAAGAAUCAUCCCCCUCAUCUAACCCUCCCCUCUCAUCGUCUCUGCAUCAUAGAACCAUCCCCCUCAUCUAACCCUCCCCUCUCAUCGUCUCUGCAUCAUAGGAAUAAGAACCAUCCCCCUCAUCUAACCCUCCCCUCUCAUCGUCUCUGCAUCAUAGAACCAUCCCCCUCAUCUAACCCUCCCCUCUCAUCGUCUCUGCAUCAUAGGAAUAAGAACCAUCCCCCUCAUCUAACCCUCCCCUCUCACCGUCUCUGCAUCAUAGAACCAUCCCCCUCAUCUAACCCUCCCCUCUCAUCGUCUCUGCAUCAUAGGAAUAAGAACCAUCCCCCUCAUCUAACCCUCCCCUCUCAUCGUCUCUGCAUCAUAGAACCAUCCCCCUCAUCUAACCUUCCCCUCUCAUCGUCUCUGCAUCAUAGGAAUAAGAACCAUCCCCCUCAUCUAACCCUCCCCUCUCAUCGUCUCUGCAUCAUAGAACCAUCCCCCUCAUCUAACCCUCCCCUCUCAUCGUCUCUGCAUCAUAGGAAUAAGAACCAUCCCCCUCAUCUAACCCUCCCCUCUCAUCGUCUCUGCAUCAUAGAACCAUCCCCCUCAUCUAACCCUCCCCUCUCAUCAGCUCUGCAUCAUAGGAAUAAGAACCAUCCCCCUCAUCUAACCCUCCCCUCUCAUCAGCUCUGCAUCAUAGAACCAUCCCCCUCAUCUAACCCUCCCCUCUCAUCAGCUCUGCAUCAUAGGAAUAAGAACCAUCCCCCUCAUCUAACCCUCCCCUCUCAUCGUCUCUGCAUCAUAGAACCAUCCCCCUCAUCUAACCCUCCCCUCUCAUCGUCUCUGCAUCAUAGGAAUAAGAACCAUCCCCCUCAUCUAACCCUCCCCUCUCAUCGUCUCUGCAUCAUAGAACCAUCCCCCUCAUCUAACCCUCCCCUCUCAUCGUCUCUGCAUCAUAGGAAUAAGAACCAUCCCCCUCAUCUAACCCUCCCCUCUCAUCGUCUCUGCAUCAUAGAACCAUCCCCCUCAUCUAACCCUCCCCUCUCAUCGUCUCUGCAUCAUAGGAAUAAGAACCAUCCCCCUCAUCUAACCCUCCCCUCUCAUCGUCUCUGCAUCAUAGAACCAUCCCCCUCAUCUAACCCUCCCCUCUCAUCGUCUCUGCAUCAUAGGAAUAAGAACCAUCCCCCUCAUCUAACCCUCCCCUCUCAUCGUCUCUGCAUCAUAGAACCAUCCCCCUCAUCUAACCCUCCCCUCUCAUCAGCUCUGCAUCAUAGGAAUAAGAACCAUCCCCCUCAUCUAACCCUCCCCUCUCAUCAGCUCUGCAUCAUAGAACCAUCCCCCUCAUCUAACCCUCCCCUCUCAUCGUCUCUGCAUCAUAGGAAUAAGAACCAUCCCCCUCAUCUAACCCUCCCCUCUCACCGUCUCUGCAUCAUAGAACCAUCCCCCUCAUCUAACCCUCCCCUCUCAUCGUCUCUGCAUCAUAGGAAUAAGAACCAUCCCCCUCAUCUAACCCUCCCCUCUCAUCGUCUCUGCAUCAUAGAACCAUCCCCCUCAUCUAACCCUCCCCUCUCAUCGUCUCUGCAUCAUAGGAAUAAGAACCAUCCCCCUCAUCUAACCCUCCCCUCUCAUCGUCUCUGCAUCAUAGAACCAUCCCCCUCAUCUAACCCUCCCCUCUCAUCGUCUCUGCAUCAUAGGAAUAAGAACCAUCCCCCUCAUCUAACCCUCCCCUCUCAUCGUCUCUGCAUCAUAGAACCAUCCCCCUCAUCUAACCCUCCCCUCUCAUCGUCUCUGCAUCAUAGGAAUAAGAACCAUCCCCCUCAUCUAACCCUCCCCUCUCAUCGUCUCUGCAUCAUAGAACCAUCCCCCUCAUCUAACCCUCCCCUCUCAUCGUCUCUGCAUCAUAGGAAUAAGAACCAUCCCCCUCAUCUAACCCUCCCCUCUCAUCGUCUCUGCAUCAUAGAACCAUCCCCCUCAUCUAACCCUCCCCUCUCAUCGUCUCUGCAUCAUAGGAAUAAGAACCAUCCCCCUCAUCUAACCCUCCCCUCUCAUCGUCUCUGCAUCAUAGAACCAUCCCCCUCAUCUAACCCUCCCCUCUCAUCAGCUCUGCAUCAUAGGUCUGCUAACAGGAAUAAGAACCAUCCCCCUCAUCUAACCCUCCCCUCUCAUCGUCUCUGCAUCAUAGAACCAUCCCCCUCAUCUAACCCUCCCCUCUCAUCGUCUCUGCAUCAUAGGAAUAAGAACCAUCCCCCUCAUCUAACCCUCCCCUCUCAUCGUCUCUGCAUCAUAGAACCAUCCCCCUCAUCUAACCCUCCCCUCUCAUCGUCUCUGCAUCAUAGGAAUAAGAACCAUCCCCCUCAUCUAACCCUCCCCUCUCAUCGUCUCUGCAUCAUAGAACCAUCCCCCUCAUCUAACCCUCCCCUCUCAUCGUCUCUGCAUCAUAGGAAUAAGAACCAUCCCCCUCAUCUAACCUUCCCCUCUCAUCGUCUCUGCAUCAUAGAACCAUCCCCCUCAUCUAACCCUCCCCUCUCAUCGUCUCUGCAUCAUAGGAAUAAGAACCAUCCCCCUCAUCUAACCCUCCCCUCUCAUCGUCUCUGCAUCAUAGAACCAUCCCCCUCAUCUAACCCUCCCCUCUCAUCGUCUCUGCAUCAUAGGAAUAAGAACCAUCCCCCUCAUCUAACCCUCCCCUCUCAUCAGCUCUGCAUCAUAGAACCAUCCCCCUCAUCUAACCCUCCCCUCUCAUCAGCUCUGCAUCAUAGGAAUAAGAAACGUCCCCCUCAUCUAACCCUCCCCUCUCAUCGUCUCUGCAUCAUAGAACCAUCCCCCUCAUCUAACCCUCCCCUCUCAUCGUCUCUGCAUCAUAGGAAUAAGAACCAUCCCCCUCAUCUAACCCUCCCCUCUCAUCGUCUCUGCAUCAUAGAACCAUCCCCCUCAUCUAACCCUCCCCUCUCAUCGUCUCUGCAUCAUAGGAAUAAGAACCAUCCCCCUCAUCUAACCCUCCCCUCUCAUCGUCUCUGCAUCAUAGAACCAUCCCCCUCAUCUAACCCUCCCCUCUCAUCGUCUCUGCAUCAUAGGAAUAAGAACCAUCCCCCUCAUCUAACCCUCCCCUCUCAUCGUCUCUGCAUCAUAGAACCAUCCCCCUCAUCUAACCCUCCCCUCUCAUCGUCUCUGCAUCAUAGGAAUAAGAACCAUCCCCCUCAUCUAACCCUCCCCUCUCAUCGUCUCUGCAUCAUAGAACCAUCCCCCUCAUCUAACCCUCCCCUCUCAUCGUCUCUGCAUCAUAGGAAUAAGAACCAUCCCCCUCAUCUAACCCUCCCCUCUCAUCAGCUCUGCAUCAUAGAACCAUCCCCCUCAUCUAACCCUCCCCUCUCAUCGUCUCUGCAUCAUAGGAAUAAGAACCAUCCCCCUCAUCUAACCCUCCCCUCUCAUCAGCUCUGCAUCAUAGAACCAUCCCCCUCAUCCAACCCUCCCCUCUCAUCGUCUCUGCAUCAUAGGAAUAAGAACCAUCCCCCUCAUCUAACCCUCCCCUCUCACCGUCUCUGCAUCAUAGAACCAUCCCCCUCAUCUAACCCUCCCCUCUCAUCGUCUCUGCAUCAUAGGAAUAAGAACCAUCCCCCUCAUCUAACCCUCCCCUCUCAUCGUCUCUGCAUCAUAGAACCAUCCCCCUCAUCUAACCCUCCCCUCUCAUCGUCUCUGCAUCAUAGGAAUAAGAACCAUCCCCCUCAUCUAACCCUCCCCUCUCAUCAGCUCUGCAUCAUAGAACCAUCCCCCUCAUCUAACCCUCCCCUCUCAUCAGCUCUGCAUCAUAGGAAUAAGAACCAUCCCCCUCAUCUAACCCUCCCCUCUCAUCGUCUCUGCAUCAUAGAACCAUCCCCCUCAUCUAACCCUCCCCUCUCAUCGUCUCUGCAUCAUAGGAAUAAGAACCAUCCCCCUCAUCUAACCCUCCCCUCUCAUCGUCUCUGCAUCAUAGAACCAUCCCCCUCAUCUAACCCUCCCCUCUCAUCGUCUCUGCAUCAUAG